Messenger RNA from Scylla paramamosain (green mud crab), 5681 nucleotides. RefSeq names its product cyclic AMP-dependent transcription factor ATF-6 alpha-like (gene Atf6). Bases 553 to 3225 code for a protein of 890 amino acids. Gene Ontology annotation, cellular component: nucleus. NCBI's taxonomy places the organism in Eukaryota, Metazoa, Arthropoda, Malacostraca, Decapoda, Portunidae. Gene Ontology annotation, biological process: endoplasmic reticulum unfolded protein response; regulation of transcription by RNA polymerase II. The transcript has 16 exons. Gene Ontology annotation, molecular function: RNA polymerase II cis-regulatory region sequence-specific DNA binding; DNA-binding transcription factor activity, RNA polymerase II-specific. The record is from RefSeq and is a predicted model, not a curated record.
AGAGAGAGAGAGAGAGAGAGAGAGAGAGAGAGAGAGAGAGCACGUGGUUCGCAGUGCCGGCCGGCGUCUGGUCCAGCGUCAGUGCCUCUUCCCCCCACUUCUCUCUCGUUCCUCCCCUCCUCCACCUGCUGCCACACCUGGUCUCGCCCUCAGUCAUUCGUGGGAGGCCGGCGUCUCUCCCUCCCACUCUCCCCCCCUCUCUCUCUCUCUCUCUCUCUCUCUCUCUCUCUCUCUCUCUCUCUCUCUCUCUCUCUCUCUCCGUCACCCAGCAGUGCGGCGUGGGUGAGGAGUGAGCGUGUAGGUGUGGUGUGUCGCGCGUUGCCUCGUUGCUUCGCGUGUGGAACGGGGCUACAAAAGUUAAUUAUUCUAAAGGACAAAAGGAUAUUCACCAUGUGGUAAAAGACAAAUACUCCAACAUUCAAUAGUCGAAACUAAAGAAAAGAAAAAAGAAGAAAACAAAAGGAAAAGGUUGGACAAGAAAACAAUAAAGAUGCUGUAAAAAAAAAAAGGAAAAAAAAACCUAAACAUUAAACAUUAAAAACAUAAAUAAAAAUGUCCGUGAUACUUGAUAUGUUUAUGCAAGACGAUGAGGAAGACGAGGAGAAAUGGAUGGAGGAGCAGGCAGGCAUUAUGUUCAAGGAGGUGGAGGUAGAGGAGGAGGAGCGGCACCAACGGCAGGAGGCUGAAGGGGAUGGCAUGAAAGUUAUCUCCAGUAGACACACUCCUUUCAGCGCCUGGGAAUCUGCCCCUCCCUCCCCUCUCCCGGUCUUCUCUGCCCUGUUGCAAGAGCCUACUAAGUCUCCAUCAACACAGCCCACCGUCUGCAUUCCAGCCAGCCCUGCUCCUCCUAAUCUAGCUGACGCAUUCUCUCGAGAACUAUUUUCAGAGUUGGACAUGAUGGAUUUUUCUCAAGAUGUGUCAGAGUCUAGCAGUGAUGACGACCUCAUCCACAAACUCUCCAAUGACCUUGAGCUCCCUUUGGCCCUGGAUGACCUUGAGCCAGUACCUCCAUGGCCAUGCCAGCCUGGAGAAGUCUUCCAGAUGUUGCCCACUGGGAAUGCCUCCUCCUCCUCCUCCUCCUCCUCCUCCUCCUCCUCCUCCUCCUCCUCCUCCUCCUCCUCCUCCUCCUCCUCCCUCUCUUCAUUCCCCUCUAAUAGAUUAUCCUCCAUCAAGUGUGAAGUUACAGAUGGCAUGACGGCAGAAGAGCUGACACGUGCCUUCUACCCCAACAUGGUGCCCCUUGGAGUAGAAAUUAAUGAAAUGGACAGAGAAAGUGUGGUGAAGGAGGAACCAGCGUCUCCACAGCACAUGUUACAGUUGCCACCUUCUCCUGAUGAGACACGAGAUAUCUGGGACCUGUUGUGUGGGAGUGAUGUCAAGCCCAGCAUCAGGGUGCUGGACACUCCUCCUGUCACACCUCCUCAGAGUGAGGUCUCUCCACCACACAGUCCUCAGCCUCCCUCUCCAGUUGCCAUGGUAAUGGGACAGGCCAACCAACACCAACAGCAGCAACAGAAGCCCUUGAUGAAUGGCAAUGGUAGUGUUGGCAACCACCUCUCUCAGCCCAUAAAAGUUGUCACCAUCACAACACGGAAUGGGGGAUCUGGUCCGGGUCCCACCAAAGGUGGCCGUGUUACCAAAACUAUGAAGAUACAGCCCAAGGUGGUCAGUCCAUCUGCUGCUCAGACACCCCAGCCACAGGUUAUCAGCAUUGUAAACUCAUCAUCUGUGCCUAAGCUGACCUUACCCAAGACAGCUGUGACCCGGACUAUUUCUGGAGGCAACACUAGGAUAGUACAGGUCAAAGCUCCUCCACCUGCCACCCAGCCUCCUCCAAGCACCACCCCCAGCCCUAGCCCUCUUUCUUCCAUUCUUCCACCCCAGGUCAGCACCCCAACAACAGUAGGAACAGUAGGAACGCCAGCAUCUGCAGCCCCCCUUGCACCUUUGGCACCAGCUCUCACUCCUGGCUUGAAGCUAUGCAGCAUACCUGAUCUAAAAGCUUUCAAGCGGCAGCAGAGAAUGAUCAAGAACCGAGAAUCAGCAAGUUUGUCUCGCAAAAAGAAAAAGGAAUAUCUCAAUUCCCUUGAGUUGAAGUUUGCUGACCUGGAGAGUGAGAAUAAAAAGCUUAAAGAGGAAAACCUUCGCCUGCAGCAGCGAGUAGCACAUCUAGAGACAGAGUGUGAUUCACUGCGCCGUUCAGCCGGCCGUGCCUCCAGUCGGAAGACAACCACUGCACUUUUUGCUCUCAUCUUUCUCUUUUCCUUAAAUCUUGGACCCCUUUCGGGCAUCCUUCUUGGUGGAAAAUCCAAGCUGGACUCCCUCAAGGGCAUCCUGCCAGGAAGUGAUGAGCUGAGUGUCCCAACCAGCUUCUCCCAGCGGUCUCUCUUGUGGACAAGGGAGGAGACAGCAGAUAAUGAUAGUGGAUCAUCCCACUUGGCUGCCAAUGCCUCCCAUACCUGCCCCAUGUACAUUAAUGCUACUGAGAGCUUAAGACUGGAAACAGAGUUAAGAGACUGGUUCGAACACAAAUUCAGACCUUCAAAAACUGACCGCAAGAAAGAUGAUACCACAACUGCUAAUGCUGGUGGUGCCUAUCCCAAAGCCAAAAUUGUAAGAAAGGGCCUGGCAGGGCGUUUGGGAGGGACCCUGCAUGGGGUUACAACAGGAAAGGAUAGAGAGUCAGCUGUAAAUGAAGUAUGGAAUGCUUUGGCACCCCCUCAUCCACCUCCAGCACACCUUUAUCAUUACAUCCAUCCUGAGGCCCUGCAAGUUGAUAACCCAGCCAGGCCGGAGGAGCAGCGUGCUGUGUUGGCCUCUGCACCACGGCUCUCGUCAUUCCUAGAGGCAAUCCAGCGUCGUGAUGAUACUUAUUAUGUGGUCUCCUUCUCCCCGGACCAUCUCCUCGUGCCUGCCACUGCACGAAAUGAUUCUGCACGGCCUCGUAUGUCACUUCUUAUGCCAACACCACGCCCAAUGAAUGAGUCCCUGGCACCUCCUAGGGACCAUGUGGCCCUGAUGCAAAUUGAUUGUGAAGUAAUGCAUACCCGCCUUGUUCACGUAGCUGAGGAGUUCAUCCCUCCACAUCUUCGUGCUGGUGGCAGCAAUGCCUCCCAUCCAGCCCCGCAAACCCCUCCAGAAGCCCCACAGCCUAGUCGGGCCGAGCCUAAGAGACGGCCCAAGUCCAGGCCAUUCUUGCCCAAUACUGGUCAGCCAAGCCAGUAGCUCAGUGCAGUGCAAAGGCACCCAAACUUAACUUAAUAACCCAUGGCAGGGAUUUUGAAGGGGCAGGCACAUCAGGCAGACUGAUGAGCUGAAUGUACUGACAGUUUAUCCCUUGACUGAUGCUUGAUGGUAGAUAGAUUUAGGAAAGGAGUUACAGCAGAGAGAGAGAGCAGUUAAGUUUUGAGAAGGGCUGGCUGCUAUUAUCAUGAGCAGCAGUUUAUUGACAGACGCACAAUGUUUGGUCAAAGGAUGCAAUUACCAUAGAAGCAAGUAUUGUCAGUGAUGAAGAUACUGGGCUCAGGGCAACACAAAAAAUCAAACUGAUGCCUCAGACUAAGCCCACAAAAUAGACUUUAUAAAAGGUUAUAUUUAUACAUAUAUAUAUAUAUAUAAUCUUAAGUACAAUAAGAUGAAAACUACAAAUUAAUGAGAAUACAAUAAACUUUUCCCAGCCAAACUAAGAGUAGACUUAAGAAGUACUUUUUUUUUUUUUUUUUUUUUUUUUUGAUUGGUGAACCAUUCCAUUGCCUUGGAAGUUGUCAUGAUCUUCAUUCCUUUUAGUUUCAAGUUGUGAACUGGAUCUACAAUUGUUCCUGUAGUGUCUUUGUAUAUGUAUGUAAAAAUUACAGAACCAUUUUAUAUGCUGUGGUACAGGAAGGGAAAAGGGAAUAUAUUUGGUGUGAAGGGAUGUAACAUGUGGCACUUUGUGGUGUGAUAUUCAGAAGCAGUGCUUGCAGGGAAGUAAUGUGAUGCAAAAUGUGUCAGGACACUGGCACAAGUAGUGUAGUGUAGUUGUGGUGCAGAAAAUGUGGUUCUUUAGGUGGCGCUAUAAAUUAUGUUUUAAAAGAAAAUGGCGUUGAAAAUACCUAUGGUUCGAAGGAGUGAAACCCGUUCUAAAACUUUUGGUUAAGAAUUAGGUUAAAUGUUGUGCAGGUGCUGUUUGGAUGGUGUAGGUGCUGUCUGAAUGGUAUUUCUUAUUUCCAUUGACAAAGUACAAUCUUUCAGUUGUGUUGUUCACUGUUUUAUCAUAGGUACAUGACGGCAAUUUAAUGUAAUUGUUACAUCUUCAUACAUCACUUGUGUGAAGGAAAAGGGCUUUUGUGGUAGUGUAAAUGAAGCAGCCACCAGGCUUCUGUUGUUAUACACUAAAAUCGUGUCGGUUCCAGUAGUUUUGUCACUUGAUACAGAGAUGGUGACAGUUAUGCUGAUACUCUCAUCUGCUUUCUGGCCAAAGUAUUCUCAUUUUUUAAAAUGUAUGAAAAUUUACAACCUAAUUAUUUGUGCCUGUAUAAUCUGGUAAUUAUAAAUAAUCAAUGUAUAAGAUUUUUGUAAUUAAUGUAAUUUGUUUUUAAAACAAAAUAGGAAACUUUGUUAACAGGUGAGAGCAUUGCAUUACCAUCUUUACACAUUUUCAGGUGACAGAAUUACUGGACAGAAUUGUUGACAGGUAACAUGAAAAUCUGAUGAACUGACAUUGAACUGAUCUGUUGUUUCCAUUUUCUACAAAUUUUAUUUGGCAUUUUUAACCUGUGAGAGAUUUUAUUUUUCCCACCUUUUGUAUAUACUACAUAUCUAUCUAUUUAUUUUGUUUUAUAGAUAUCUUUCUAUAGUACAUAAUAAGGCUGUGAUUUUUUUUUAAGUUUUCUUAUCCUUGCAAACAAAAGCAAAUACAAAUUUCAUCAGACUAUUUUAUUGUACUGAGAAAAUGUAUGUAAUUUUCUUACCCUCCAAAGUCCAAAGGUUGAGGAUAUUGGAGUGAGAAACACUAAUCUAAUAACUGUGUUGGCAGAAUCCAGGAAGCUGUCAUCAUGAUUCUGAGUCAGCACCUGUAGUGAUGAGGGAAACCAAUUUAGGAUGCCCUAAACUUUACUUGGUAGUAAAUGCAAGUGGUGUAGGUGGUUGUGUUCAAAGCUGUGUGCCACAAAAAAAUCCAAUGGUAAAAAUUUCUGCCCUUGCCACAGACUGAGUCAUAAAUAUGCCCUAGAGAAACAGCAAACAUCUGUUGCUGGAAAACGUAUUUGUACAAAGUCACAGCCAUGCAUGGCUUCAAAUUCUGGGUUCUUAGAAAGAACAUAUUGCCAUGAUGUGACAUUCUCUCAAAACCACAAAUGUGAUUUUUUUUGUUUGACUUUCCUUCUGAUGGGUAGCUAACCCAUCUGAUAGGCACAUUUGUUUGCUGUGAAUGGCAUUUUUUCCUAUAGUUAUGUAAGAUAGAUGUUGCAUUAGUGUGUGUGUGUGUGUGUGUGUGUAUGUGUACAUAUGCAUUUAUGUUAAUAGGCAAGAUGAGAAUGAUAAUAUUUGACUGAUUUAAAAAGUGUUACUUUUAUGAUUUCACACAUCUGAAAAUUAAACUGAUUACAAUGUUUCAAUGUGAUGAGGACCUAAAGCUUUUGCACUUUUAUAAUUUAAUUAUCAGAAAAUAUAGUUAUAAUGAAUUAAUAAAAAGACAUCUAUAA